UUUAAAUUAUGCUGUUCAUGAAGCCUUGCAAUAAUCUUCGAAGAAGCUUGUGAGAGAUGGUGCCAGCGCCUCGUCCUCCUUCAUUUAUUCCACCUGGACAGCACAAUCAUUCUAAUGGGAAAGGACACAUUUACAAACCUCUAACUAAUAACAAUAAAUUCGAUAUAUUCCAGGCUGCUAAAUCGGGAAAUUUAAACGAAGCUAAAAGAAUAAUUGAGUCAGGAGGCAUUGGAGUCUUGGGUAGGCUUGAUGUCAGAGGGCACACCCCUGUGCACUGGGCAGCUCUGACAGGAUCUGCAGAACUUAUCCACUAUUUUAUAGACUGCAAGGGAGCUGUGAAUCUCCCCAGUGAAGAUGAACUGUCACAGAGACCCAUCCAUUGGGCAGCAGUGAAUGGGCACAUUGCAGUCAUUGACUUGUUGUUUGAGGCGGGGGUUUCACUAGAUGUAGCAGACCAGAGAGGAUGUACCCCUUUGAUUCUGGCUGCGCAAUAUGGACAUACAUCGCUUUGCUGUUACCUAAUGGGCAAAGGAGCUAAGCCAAACGUUUGUGACAGUGAAGGAGAUAAUGCUUUGCACUGGGCAGCAUUUAAAGGGCACUUUGAAUUAACUCGUCUGCUGAUCUAUACAGGUUUCAACCCACAACUGGCAGACAACGCUGGUCAGACUCCUCUGCAUCUGGCCGUUCUUAGCGGGGACCUCCUCACUGUGCAGCUGUUAUGUGAACAGGAUAGUGUUGAAUUAGAAGUCAAAGACAGAAAUGGGAACACUCCACUGAAGCUGUCCAGAGGUCGAAAGUAUGAAGAUGUAGUUUUGUAUUUAGAAAAUUCUAUUGCCCAAUCAAGACGACUUAGUAGAAAGUUUGACUGCAGUGCUCUGGUAUUUGGCCCACCUGGGAAGUCAAAAGGUCCAAUUCUUUUCUUUUAUAUCUGUUUAUUAAUGUGGGGGUAUCCUACUUAUGUUUUUAAGAUUGUUUCUGUCUCCUUUAACAAGCUAUGGGAGUUUCAUAUGGCCUUCCUGCUCGGCAAUGCAUUGAUGUGGUUUCUCUUCCUAAAAGCUUCCCUGAUGGAUCCAGGUUUUCUUCCCAGAGACAGCAAGGAAUAUGAUCAGGCCAUUAGACAGGCAGUCUACUUUGAUGAAUGGAAACAGGGAAAAAACUCCUUACACAGACUUUGCCAUACGUGCCAUCUAGUAAAACCCCUUCGAACCAAACACUGCCGCGUCACAAACCGCUGUGUUGAACAUUUUGAUCACUACUGCCCAUAUAUCUAUAAUGAUGUGGGCCACAGAAACAGGAGUUACUUUUUAGGAUUCCUGGGUACCAUGAGCUUCAAUUGUUUGUUAGGAGUGUAUAUUUGCUUGGACUGGUUUCAUGUGAUGGGAAGGAGCAUUUUUGUUGGAAUUGGCUUCAUCUUUAUGGCUGUAAUCGGGGUUAUUUCUGGAAUAAUGACUUGCACCUGUCUUUACAUGGCAGCAAAGAACGCAACAACCAACGAACGCCUAAAGCAGCAGAAGCAUAGCUAUCUCAGAGAUGAAGCCGACCAAGUCAGCACCCUGUUUGACAGAGGGAUCCUGUUGAACCUGAUGGAGUUUUUCAAUCUCAUCAGACCUCUGCAAGACGAUGAACUGAAAACACUGCAUGAAUUAAGUAUAAUAUAAAAAAGACAAUCACUUCAGUAUUACUCAGUUUAGCAUAUGGUGGCUGACCGCACAAUUGCACAUGUGUGUUGAUCUCUGAUGAAUAAGUGAGAGGUUGUUCACUCAAACUUGUAUCAUAGAGAUCCACAUUGUUUGAUUGCUCUUAUACUAGCACAGCAGGGAUAGAUACAUGUAUUUUAUUUAAGGGUUUCCUGGAAUGUGGUGGACGGUUUUUAAGUUUUCAGAGAAAGGGUUUAUAGUCCAUUCCUCUACAAAUGAUGAGUCCAGAAUUUUUACAGAAUAGGCCUUGUUUUAUUAGAUGUUUUCUUACACAAUCCUCAUUAAAUUACAUUACUCCCAGAUUGUCAUGUACUGCAACAAGAUGUUUAAGUGUACAGUCUAAAAUGUGACAAACCCCCCCCCCCCCCAUCCCCCCUCAAACAUACAUCUAAUCUUAGUAUCUGGGUUAAUAACUAAUGUAACUGCUGUAUAACCAUGGCUAAAUUCCUUUGCAUGUACAGAGCAGCUGCCAUGGAGACUUGGGUAUAACCCUGAAUGAAGAUGUCUGGGAGCUGUCUAAUGUACAGAAGCAGUAAACGUAUGGGUAGUUGUUGAAUGUCAGGGUCUCGAAUUGAGUCAAAUUUGAAACAGAAACAAAAGAUUAUCCGCUGUAUUGGUUAGAAAUUGUAAAUUACCAGUAAAAAUGAUAAGAAAUUACAUUGAUGAAUUGCCUUCAUAAAUAAAGUGCUUUAUGGAAGGCAAACAAAUAAGAUCAAUGACUGUACUGUGCAACAAAUCAUUUACAACUCACUAAAGCACAAAAACAUUACUGAUGUUUGAUCUGAAGGCAGGAUCCCCUUUUUUCUUACCACUGAGGAACACAUACACUUAUUGCAAUUCUAUCACUAAUAACUGCAGUUCAUGAGAAUUGAAUAACUGCUUUACAUGAUGUAUUACUGUAGCUUCAGCUGUUGACAUAGACUUAGAAGUUUAAAUACAGUCCAGUGUGUUAAUACUAUGCAUGUAAUGUGAGGUUAUAAUAUGAUUAUAAAUGUUUGGGCAAUGGCUGGGGUUGACAGCAAACAAAAGCUUUCGGAUAUAAAGAUACAGCUUUAGUGCAUUUAUGAUAUUAAUAAAAUGCCUCCCUGAUUUCUGCUUGAGGCAAAUGUACAGCUCUAUCCAGUGGCCAAGUACAUUUAAAGGAAACUUAAAACCAAUGACAAAGAGAAAAACUGUUUAUUUUAGUACCAAAAAACAUUGGUUAGGUUGUAUUGUACUUUGUUAUGUAGAAAUUACUCCUCAUCUAUCCAAUAAAAUUUUUGGGAUUAGUCAUGUGAUCAACCAAGGAAGCAAGCACAAUCUCUGCCACCUGUAGAAGCACAUGGCAUAACAGCAACAUGCUAAGUUCAUUUUUGUGUAUAUAAACAAAAUGUAAAAAAUAUUUUUUAGUUUUUUUAAAUGAUGUGCCAGAGUAGAAUGCAGUUCAGGGAUAGUUUGAAGACAAAUUAUAUUUAAAAAUAUAAGAAAACUGUAUGUCAUUUAUAAAUGACGUUAUGCAACUUUAGUGAAUAUUGUGAGCACAAUCACUGAUGAUUUUGAUUGAGUCUUUUGCCAAAACUAUACACAUUGUGAUCGUCUCUUUUAUAGGUGGAUGUCAAAAGUUUUUUUUUUUUUUUUAUGGCAGGCAGAUUAGCAGUGCUACAGCAGUCCCUGAAAAUAGCAAUGACAGUGAUACUAGUGAUGGUAGUUCAGAUGAGGAAAGAAUAGAAGAUUCCUAAGUUCUGUCUGAAGAGCAAAAUAAUGGCAGAGAGAACACUGAAGAGAGCUUGUCUAGAAUUUGUAAGUGUCAUUGUUUGAAGUUAUGGAUAAAGACCUUUUUUGUGAAAACAAAUAAAAGUUAAUAAAAAAAAUAGAAUCAAAUUAAAUACAUUUACCUUAGAAGGAAGGAUAUUUGCAUAUGCAUUUAUAAAUUAUACAAUACAUUUUCCAUGUAUUAAAAUAAUAUUUUAUUUUGUGUUGGAAUUAUUCUUUUCAUAAAAUUAUUAACCGUAGUUGUCAUGUAUAAAUGACAUUCAUCCCCAAAAAAAGGUCAAAGGUCAAAUAUGUAAUAUUAAGGUAUAAAAUAAAUCCUUGGGUACAAAUAAGUCAAAAUCCAAAUCCUUUUUUUUUGUCAGUUAAUCAUAAUUCAUGCAAUAGAGGGUUAAACUUGGAUCAAGUAGCCCGGGGCAGACUUAAUACUGUUCAUGGGGGUUUUCCAAUUCAAUGCCCUCAGGGCUGUUUUGGUUGUUUAAAUGUCACAUCAUCAUACAGAUAUUAAUAUGUAAAUGUGUUUCUGUCUUAAACACAUGGAUUGACCUAUGCAUUCAGUAAAAAGGGCAUUUAAAAGUAUUAAUCUUUAAAAACAUAUGUAUAAUG
This is a messenger RNA of Polyodon spathula (Mississippi paddlefish), 4052 nucleotides long. Its product is annotated as probable protein S-acyltransferase 23. Lineage: Eukaryota; Metazoa; Chordata; Actinopteri; Acipenseriformes; Polyodontidae. The transcript has 10 exons. The record is from RefSeq and is a predicted model, not a curated record. Gene Ontology annotation, biological process: protein palmitoylation. Bases 57 to 1658 code for a protein of 533 amino acids. Gene Ontology annotation, cellular component: Golgi membrane. Gene Ontology annotation, molecular function: palmitoyltransferase activity; protein binding.